AUGACACAACAAGACCGGCCAAAGAGCUACGAAAAGAGCAACGACUUCCCCGCCGAGAAGACGUCGCUUGCCACCGACGAGGAGGUUGGCAAUGUUGACCGAUCGCGCGAUUCUAACAGUCCCGAGACAUCUACGGGCUUUAUCAAAAUGUGGUAUCGGAGACUAAGGGCCCCUAUCCACCUCUUCAUCUGGCUCGUCUUUACUGCCUGGUGGAUCUUUGGUUUAGUCAAGUUUCGCAAAACUAAGAACUGGUUGAUCCCGUUCCUGGUGUACCUUGCCAUCACGCUACGCAUUAUCACCCUCUGGAUUCCCGUUCGAUAUGUCAUGGACCCAGCCAAGCUCGUAUGGCGCCACACUGUCUUCAGGGUGUAUGAGCUCAUCCCCAAGUAUCUUCACCGGCCACUUGCUGCCAUUGGAACAGUCGGUGUCUUCCUCCUCGGUACCCUCGUGCCCGAAGAGUCGGGUGACAACACAAGGCUCGGUCGUCUCCAGGCUCUUUUUGGUCUGGUUGUCAUUCUCUUCGUUAUGGCCGUCACAUCAAGGAAAUUCAGUGCCAUUCCCUGGCACACAGUAAUUGGCGGUAUGCUAACGCAAUUCAUCAUCGCCCUCUUCGUGCUGCGAACCCAUGCUGGUUAUGAUAUCUUCAGCUUCAUAUCUGAACUUGCUCGUACUCUGCUGGGUUUCGCCAAUGAAGGUGUCGUAUUCUUAACAGAUAAAGACGUACCCAACAUUGGCUGGUUCUUGAUUGGUGUCAUUCCACCCAUCAUCUUCUUCGUUGCCCUGGUUGCUCUCCUCUUCCACGUUGGACUUAUCCAGUGGUUCAUUGGGAAAUUUGCCGUUUUCUUCUUCUGGACUCUUCGGGUGUCUGGAGGUGAAGCCGUUGUCGCGUCCGCCACUCCUUUCAUCGGCCAGGGUGAAUCCGCCAUGUUGAUCCGUCCCUUUGUCCCAUAUCUCACUCUUGCCGAGCUGCACCAGGUCAUGACAUGUGGUUUCGCCACAAUUGCCGGCUCUGUGCUUGUUGCUUAUAUUGGACUCGGACUCAACGCACAAGCACUCGUAUCGUCCUGUAUCAUGUCUAUUCCUGCGUCACUCGCCAUUUCUAAGAUGCGAUAUCCCGAGACGGAGGAAUCCCUGACUGCCGGAAAGGUGGUUGUGCCAGAGAAUGAGGAGGACAAGGCCGCUAACCCGUUACACGCAUUCGCCAACGGCGCCUGGCUGGGUCUGAAGAUUGCGGGCAUGAUUGUUGCCACGCUACUUUGUAUUAUCGCCUUCGUUGGGCUCAUCAACGGCCUUCUCAGCUGGUGGGGUAGUUACUGGGGCAUUUCAGACCCCCCUCUGACACUCCAGUUCCUUCUUGGCUAUAUCUUCUACCCUGUUGCUUGGCUUCUUGGUGUGCCAAAAGGCGAGCUGCUCCAGGUUGGUGAGCUCAUCGGCCAGAAGAUCAUCAUUAACGAAUUUGCUGCCUUCCUUGCUCUUACAACCGACCCACGGUACAUGAUGCUGAGCCCCCGAGCAACUAUCAUUGCCACAUAUGCUUGCUGUGGAUUCGGUAACAUUGGUUCCCUCGGAACACAAAUCGGUGUGCUUUCACAAAUUGCUCCCAAUCGUGGUGGUGACGUCUCCAGGGUUGCUAUAUCAGCUUUGAUCGCUGGUAUCUUUUCUACCCUGACAUCAGCUGCUGUUGCUGGUAUGGUAUAUACCGAAGGAAUCGGUCUUGCAAGUCAGGUAUUGAAUUCAUAA
Molecule: messenger RNA, 1740 nt
Organism: Xylaria bambusicola
Lineage: Eukaryota; Fungi; Ascomycota; Sordariomycetes; Xylariales; Xylariaceae
Product: NupC family nucleoside transporter
Exons: 4
Coding region: 1-1740 (579 amino acids)
Biological process (GO): nucleoside transmembrane transport
Cellular component (GO): membrane
Molecular function (GO): symporter activity; nucleoside transmembrane transporter activity
Source: RefSeq, a predicted model, not a curated record